Molecule: messenger RNA, 3432 nt
Organism: Salvia hispanica
Lineage: Eukaryota; Viridiplantae; Streptophyta; Magnoliopsida; Lamiales; Lamiaceae
Gene: FTSH12
Product: FTSH protease 12
Biological process (GO): mitochondrial protein processing; embryo development ending in seed dormancy
Cellular component (GO): m-AAA complex; chloroplast thylakoid membrane
Molecular function (GO): ATP-dependent peptidase activity; ATP hydrolysis activity; metalloendopeptidase activity
Source: RefSeq, a predicted model, not a curated record
AUAAAAUCAGAAAACCUUGCAAAACCCAAGCUGGUGCUUCUUCUUCUUCUCCCUUGUGUCGAUAUGCCAAUAGCUCAAUGCAGCUGAGAACUGCUGCAAACAAGAAGAAAUUUCAGCUGCAAUUCCAAAAUCAAACAUAUCUUAAGUUGUAAAAGAGAGAUUUUCUCUUGCUAUGGAAAUAGCCACAGUUCAAUGGAGACCAACAGCUCUUCACUCCGCCCCAUUUUCCGCCCCUUACGGAAAUUACAGGCUCAAAAUUUCACGGCGGAAGAGGUUUAUAGUUUCAGCCUCUUCGUCUUCUUCAAGUGAUCCAGAUGGUUUCUCCUGGCUGCGGCUUUCUCAGUCCAUUCGCCGCGGUUCUCAGCGGUUUUUUGAGAAUUUGGGGGAGUCGGUGAAGAGGGAAACCGGGUUUGAUUUGAAGGUUCGAGUAGAUGAGUAUUCGGGUAGGGCGAAGGACUUGGCGCAGAAGACGCAGGAACAGGUCGAGCGUGUGAACUCUGAGCUGCUGCCUCAGUUUAUCAAUUGGAAUAAAAUGGAAAGUUGGAAGGAUUUAAAGAAUUGGGAUUCAAGAAGAUUGGGUGCUUUACUGUUAUAUGUAUUUGUGGCUGUUUUUUCCUUUCGAAGCAUAUUUAAAGCAGUCCGAGCUCCUAUUGUUGAGCGUGAGAAGAGGGAGUUGGCUGAGGCGUACAUGGAAGCAUUAAUUCCUGAGCCUACACCCACUAAUUUGAAAAAAUUUAAGCAAGGUUUAUGGAGGAAAGCUACUCCCAGAGGUAUGAAACUCAAAAGGUUUGUUGAAGGAAUUGAUGGGACACUUGUACAUGAUACUUCUUUUGUUGGGGAGAACGCAUGGGAGGAUGAUGCAGAAAAGGCCCAAGAAAACAUAAAAAAAGUAAUAGAACAGGACUCAGCAUUGAACAGUGAGGACAAACAGGUUCUCCAGGCAGAUUUGGGUCUAUCAGGUAGGAAUCAAGUAACUGGAGGAACAUGGCGUGAUAGACUUGCAGUGUGGAAAGAAAUUCUUCAGAAGGAGAAGUUAGCUGAGCAACUAAAUUCAUUAAACUCCAAGUAUGCGGUGGAAUUUGACAUGAAGGAGGUUGAGGACAGCCUUCGCAAGGAUGUAGUUGAGAAGGCCCAAAACCAACAAGGAACAAGGGCGUUGUGGAUCUCCAAAAGAUGGUGGCGCUACCGUCCAAAACUUCCUUACACUUAUUUCCUACAAAAACUUGAUUCCUCUGAGGUUGAUGCAGUCGUCUUUACAGAGGAUCUAAAACGGUUGUAUGUGACCAUGAAAGAAGGGUUCCCUUUAGAAUAUAUUGUUGAUAUCCCGCUUGAUCCCUUUUUGUUUGAGGCGAUAUCAGGUUCUGGAGUUGAAGUAGAUCUUCUGCAGAAACGGCAGAUCCAUUAUUUUAUGAAAGUUGUAUUUGCACUGUUGCCUGGAAUACUAAUCUUAUGGUUCAUCAGGGAAUCUCUGAUGCUUCUUCAUAUUACAACAAAUAGAUUUCUUUAUAAGAAAUAUAAUCAGCUUUUUGAUAUGGCAUAUGCUGAAAACUUCAUGUUGCCAGUUGGUGAAGUUGGCGAAGCUAAAUCCAUGUACAAAAGUGUAGUAUUAGGAGGAGAUGUCUGGGAUCUUCUGGACGAAUUGAUGGUAUAUAUGGGAAAUCCCAUGCAAUAUUAUGAAAAGGAUGUGGCAUUUGUUCGAGGUGUGCUUUUAUCUGGACCCCCAGGAACAGGGAAAACGCUGUUUGCAAGGACACUGGCUAAGGAAAGUGGACUUCCCUUUGUUUUUGCUUCUGGUGCAGAAUUUACUGAUAGUGAGAAGAGUGGUGCUACAAGAAUCAAUCAGUUGUUCUCAAUAGCAAGAAGAAAUGCUCCUUCUUUUGUAUUUGUGGAUGAGAUAGAUGCUAUUGCCGGAAGACAUGCUAAGAAGGAUCCACGAAGAAGAGCAACAUUUGAAGCACUAAUUGCUCAGCUUGAUGGAGAGAAAGAAAGAACUGGUGUUGAUAGAUUUUCAUUGCGGCAAGCUGUUAUUUUCAUAUGUGCUACUAAUAGACCAGAUGAAUUGGAUUUAGAAUUUGUUCGUGCUGGACGUAUUGACCGCCGUGUACAUAUUGGUCUACCUGAUGCAAAGCAACGAGUGCAAAUCUUUGGUGUUCAUAGUGCUGGGAAAAAACUUGCUGAAGAUGUUGAUUUCGAAAAGGUCGUCUUUCGCACUGUCGGUUACUCUGGAGCAGAUAUACGAAAUCUAGUCAAUGAAGCAGGAAUAAUGUCUGUCAGGAAAGGACACUUGAAGAUCUAUCAACAGGAUAUUGUUGAUGUCUUGGACAAGCAGCUACUUGAGGGGAUGGGUGUGCUACUCACAGAAGAAGAGCAGCAGAAAUGUGAACAAAGUGUAUCUCUAGAAAAGAGGAGGCUUUUGGCAGUGCAUGAAGCUGGUCACAUACUAUUAGCUCACUUAUUUCCUCGAUUCGACUGGCAUGCAUUUUCUCAGCUGCUACCUGGUGGAAAGGAGACUGCUGUGUCUGUCUUUUAUCCUAGGGAAGACACGGUAGAUCAGGGUUAUACCACCUUUGGGUACCUGCAAAUGCAAAUGGUGGUUGCUCAUGGUGGGCGUUGUGCUGAGCGCAUUGUAUAUGGUGAUGACAUUACUGAUGGAGGAAGAGAUGAUCUCGAGAAAAUUACCAAGAUUGCUCGAGAAAUGGUAAUUAGCCCAAGAAAUCCCAGGCUAGGGCUCACUGCAUUGACAAGAAGAAUUGGGCUCGUUGAUCGACCAGAUAACUCAGAUGGUGAAAUUAUAAGAUACAGGUGGGAUGACCCUCAUGUAGUCCCUGCAAAAAUGUCAGUUGAAGUUUCUGAGCUUUUCACAAGGGAGUUAACAAGGUACAUUGAUGAGACUGAAGAACUUGCUAUGAAGGGCCUGAGGGAGAACCGGCACAUAUUAGAUAUCAUAACCCAAGAACUGGUCGAACGUUCAAGGAUAACUGGAUUGGAAGUAGAAGAAAGAAUAAAAGGAUUGUCACCGAUUAUGUUUGAAGAUUUUGUGAAACCAUACCAGAUUAACUUGGAUGAGGAUGGACCCUUACCGCAUAAUGACCGCCUUAGGUUUCAACCCCUGGAUAUAUAUCCUGCUCCGCUGCACAGAUGUUGAACUCUUGCAGGAACGACAUGCUUCUUCAAUUCAACGAGCGCAAUCAUAUUUUCUCUCUGAUGAAAUCAGACGGCUGAAAGAUGUUGACACAUGAUAUCGAGUAGAUAGUUGAUAGCAGCAGCCAGCCCUGGCAGGGCACAACACAGAAACUGUAAUUUUACGAAUAUUUUGCACCUUCAGUUUCUCGAUUGGGGUGUAAUGUAGGUGUGAAUCCAGCUGAUGCAGUUACGCAAGUGCAGUUCACAUAAUUUUUUGGUUAUAUCUGAAAAGGGUUCCAUUUUUGAACA